AUGUCUCACUGUAGAAAAAUGGGCCAAGACGGCAAAGACUUAGUAAUUUUUGCUACCAAAGAAGACCAUUCUGUACCUAGUAAAAUAUCCUUGCCACCACCAGAACCUCAACCAGGAUUAAUUUUAGCCAAUGGUAAUAUCAAUUGGAAUUGUCCUUGUUUAGGCGGUAUGGCCACAGGUCCUUGUGGCGUUGAAUUUAGGAAUGCUUUUAGUUGUUUUCACCAUUCAAAAGCUGAUCCAAAAGGUAGUGACUGCCUAGACAAAUUCAAAAUAAUGCAAACUUGUAUGCAAAAGUUCCCUACUUUGUACAAUAGAGACCUUACUGAUGAUGAUGAUAUGGCCAGUAUGGUCGAAGCUGAACAAACUGCUGUAGAAGAAGCAGCGCCUGCUAAUGAAGAGGCUCCAGGAACAAGUAAUAAGUAA
Ceutorhynchus assimilis (cabbage seed weevil) is the source of this 423-nucleotide messenger RNA. The record is from the annotation of a GenBank genome assembly. Lineage: Eukaryota; Metazoa; Arthropoda; Insecta; Coleoptera; Curculionidae.